CAAAGUUGCCAAACAUGGCUACCUCGCCCGAGCCGAGCGCGGGGCCGGCAGCCGGGGGGGAGGCAGCGGCUGCGACCGAGGAAGAGGAGGAGGAAGCGCGCCAGCUUCUGCAGACUCUGCAGGAGGCCGAGGGGGAGGCGGCGGCGGCCGGGGCGGGCGAGGCGGCGGCGGCAGAUUCCGGGUCCCCGGGCGCCCCGGCGUCUCCCUCCGAGACCGCAGCCGAGGAGCCCACGGGCCUCCGCUUCUCGCCCGAGCAGGUGGCGUGUGUGUGCGAGGCGCUGCUGCAGGCUGGCCACGCCGGCCGCUUGAGCCGCUUCCUGGGCGCGCUGCCCCCGGCCGAGCGCCUACGUGGCAGCGAUCCGGUGCUGCGCGCGCGGGCCCUAGUGGCCUUUCAGCGGGGUGAAUACGCCGAGCUCUACCGGCUCCUAGAGAGCCGCCCUUUCCCCGCCGCCCACCACGCCUUCCUGCAGGACCUCUACCUGCGCGCGCGCUACCACGAGGCCGAGCGGGCCCGAGGCCGUGCCCUGGGCGCGGUGGACAAAUACCGGCUGCGCAAGAAGUUCCCUCUGCCCAAGACCAUCUGGGACGGCGAGGAGACCGUCUACUGCUUCAAGGAGCGCUCGCGCGCGGCGCUAAAGGCCUGCUACCGCGGCAACCGCUAUCCCACGCCAGACGAGAAGCGCCGCCUGGCCACGCUCACCGGCCUCUCGCUCACACAGGUCAGCAACUGGUUCAAGAACCGGCGACAGCGCGACCGAACUGGGACCGGCGGCGGAGCGCCCUGCAAAAGUGAGUCCGAUGGGAACCCCACUACUGAAGAUGAGUCCGAGUCCAGCAGAAGUCCGGAGGAUCUGGAGAGGAGUGUGGCCCCCGUAGCUGCUGAGGCCCCCACCCAGAAUUCUAUCUUCCUAGCGGGGGCCACCCCUCCUGCGACGUGCCCCGCCUCCUCCUCUAUCCUAGUGAAUGGCAGUUUCCUGGCAGCCAGCAGCCCCCCAGCAGUGCUCCUCAAUGGCAGCCCAGUCAUCAUCAAUAGCUUGGCUCUAGGAGAGGCUUCCAGCCUGGGGCCACUGCUGCUCACAGGAGGUGGGGGCGCGCCACCACCACAACCCAGCCCCCAGGGAGCCAAUGAGGCCAAGACUUCCCUGGUCCUGGACCCUCAGACAGGAGAGGUUAGAUUGGAAGAGGCUUCGUCUGAGGCUCCUGAGACCAAAGGGGUUCAGGGAGCUGUUCCUGGGGCAGCUGGAGAGGAAGUCCCAGGGACCCUGCCCCAAGUAGUCCCUGGUCCCCCACCCACCUCCACCUUCUCUCUGACCCCAGGAGCUGUGUCCUCAGUGGCUGCUCCGCAGGUUGUACCACUCUCCCCCUCUUCUGGGUACCCAACAGGCCUGAGCCCCACCUCCCCACUGCUGAACUUGCCUCAGGUGGUACCCACUUCCCAGGUGGUGACCCUGCCUCAGGCUGUGGGGCCACUCCAGCUGUUGGCAGCUGGGCCAGGCAGCCCUGUGAAGGUGGCAGCUCCAGCGGGGCCUGGUAAUGUGCACCUGAUAAACUCUGGUGUGGGAGUGACUGCACUGCAACUUCCCUCAGCCGCCACCCCAGGUACCCGCCUGCUUUCCUCGGGCCUGCUGGGCUGGGGGAGCCCGUGUUCUGCUUCUGGUACAUCUCUUGGGGUUAAGCCUACUGGUUCCUCUGCCUGCUCUCCAGCAUCUUGCCCUCCAUCUCUUCUCUCCACAGGAAACUUCCUCCUGGCCAACCCUGUGUCUGGCAGCCCUAUUGUCACUGGGGUAGCUGUGCAGCAGGGCAAGAUCAUCCUUACUGCUACCUUUCCCACCAGCAUGCUCGUUUCCCAAGUCCUGCCACCUGCCCCCAGCCUAGCCCUGCCCCUGAAGCAAGAGCCAGCCAUCACAGUGCCUGAAGGAGCCCUCCCAGUGACCCCCAGCCCCACCCUCCCUGAGGGUCACACUCUGGGGCCAAUCUCUACUCAGCCACUGCCACCUGCUCCUGCUGUCACCUCUGCCACCAGCCUGUCUUUCUCCCCGGACUCCUCUGGCCUGCUGCCUAGCUUCCCAGCACCCCUGCCUGAGGGUCUGAUGUUGUCACCUGCAGCUGUGCCAGUCUGGCCAGCAGGGCUGGAACUGAGCACAGGGGUGGAGGGGCUGGGGACACAGGCCACCCACACUGUGCUGAGAUUGCCAGACCCUGACUCCCAGGGGCUGCUCCUGGGAACCACAGCAGGGACUGAGGUUGAUGAGGGGCCAGAAGCUGAGGCCAAGGUCCUGACCCAGUUGCAGUCAGUACCUGUGGAGGAGCCCUUGGAACUGUGAUUGCUUGGACUUUUCACCUCUCCUGACAAUGGUGCUCAAGGUGCUAGGACAGAAGGAGGAACCCUCAGUAAAGUGGCUGCAGUCUGAAGGUCCCAAACUACAACCCUCCAUGCUGGACAAGCUGCAAGCCCUGGAGAAGCCAGAGGAACCACCCCAGUCAGGGCACUGUCCCUUGCCUGAUGAGAAGUCUUUUGUUACAGCCCUCUUUGCAUGGGGCUCUAGGGGUCCUGACUAGGGCUUUGUCCUCUACUUGGUACUAGCUGAGGAAGGCCCUGCUAAGUGGCUGGUUUCCAGCCAGCACCCUCACCAUAACACUAUUAAUAGGCCCACGGAUACCUAGUGCUCCCAGAACUGCCUGAAUCCCAGGGAUGGGAGACCAGGGUGUGACCCAGAGAGCCCUUCUGCUGAGGAGGGUCUGAUGGGUGCAUGGGACCCUUCCCCUACUUCCCUUGACUUGAGCCCCAGGAUCCAGUCCCAGACCAAAGAUUUCCCCCUGCCCACUGGGGCAACCCUGGCCUCUUUGUCUAGUUUGUAUCGUAAAUCUUUAUUUUUCUAGGACAUGUUAUGCCUCCAUUUCAAUUAAAGUCAAGUUAACAGACAACAGAGCCAUUGGGGUAAGGGUCACCUGCCAAACAACCAGCCUAAGAAAGAACUAGACAACACGAAGCCUGAGGU
This is a messenger RNA of Microtus ochrogaster (prairie vole), 2999 nucleotides long. It is a transcript of the gene Six5, whose product is annotated as SIX homeobox 5. Lineage: Eukaryota; Metazoa; Chordata; Mammalia; Rodentia; Cricetidae. Gene Ontology annotation, cellular component: nucleus; transcription regulator complex. The record is from RefSeq and is a predicted model, not a curated record. Gene Ontology annotation, molecular function: DNA-binding transcription factor activity, RNA polymerase II-specific; RNA polymerase II cis-regulatory region sequence-specific DNA binding. Gene Ontology annotation, biological process: regulation of transcription by RNA polymerase II.